Molecule: messenger RNA, 1458 nt
Organism: Malus domestica (apple)
Lineage: Eukaryota; Viridiplantae; Streptophyta; Magnoliopsida; Rosales; Rosaceae
Product: F-box protein SKIP22-like
Molecular function (GO): protein binding
Source: RefSeq, a predicted model, not a curated record
AUGAAACUGAGAUUGCGAUUGAUAGAAACCAAAGAGACCAUCCGAGUGGAGGUCCCCGAUCUCUGCUCUCUCCACCACCUCAAACAAACCGUCUCCCAACUAAUCUCCGCCGCUCCUUCCUCCCUCCGCCUCUCCCUCAACCGCCGCAACGAGCUCCAUGCGCCAUCCCCUCACGACCCCCUCCGCUCCCUCGGCAUCACCUCCGGCGACCUUGUCUUCUACACUCUCGACCCCUCCUCCCAAGCCCUGGCUUCGCCUCUCCAUCCAAUUUCGCAUUCGUCCGCAGAAUCCCCAAAUCGAACUGAGCCCCAGUGUUCGAAUUUCCUAAACUCCGAAACCCUAAUUGACGAAGGGGCUGUUUUGGCCGAUUUAAUUGCUGAAGAACAGAGGUCUGGAGGUUCGAAUUCUGAAACCCUAGUGGUUUCUGGUGCCGAAUGUAUGGAUAUUGAUGACCCGUCUGAUGGGCUAGGGUUGAAGAAAUACUCGGUUCCAUUUUUCUUGAAGAGGGUACUGAGGGAAGAGUUGGGAGACGACCAUAGCAAUCACAAGCUAUUGGUGAUUGCUGUACAUGCUGUGCUCUUAGAGUCUGGUUUCGUUGGCUUCGAUUCGAUUUCGGGUAUGCUGGCCGAUCAAAGGACGGGUUCAACGAUUUCGCUUUCGUAUACUCUGCCUGAGAUAUUGCGAAAUCGGGGCAAUACUGGUAAAGAGGUUGAAAGGGUUGUGUUGAAGUUUCAGAAUUUGGGGCAUUUUGUGAAUGUUUAUGGGUCUUUGGCAAAUGGCGGUUCUUCGCCCUAUCAGGUCUGUUUGGACAAAAACAGAUUUGCCCCAACGAUUGAAUUCGUUUAUGGAACCCAAAAUGUCAAUGACAGAGAUGGGUUCGUUUUAGAGUUAUCGAAGAUUGUGAAAGAUGGGAUCACAUUCCCAUUGCUGAUUGAUCUUUGCGCAAAGGCUGGUUUGCCUGCACCACCGAGCCUUAUGCGCCUUCCACCGGAGCUCAAAAUGAAGAUUCUGGAGCCACUGGCUGGUGUUGACAUUGCCAAGGUGGGUUGUGUUAGUAAGGAGCUGCAAAAUCUUGGUAAUAAUGAUGAGUUGUGGAAGCAGAAGUACACUGAGGAGUUCGGUAAUGGUAGUGGAGGAGAAGGAACUGGAGGUGAAGGAACAGUGACUAACUGGAAGUUUAGAUUUGUUGGAAAUUGGGAGACUAGGAAGCAACAAAUGAAAGCAGUAGUGAGGUGGAGAUCAUUUGAGAGGCCUUAUUUCAACCUUAUCAGGAGGGACCCUAACCCAUUUGUACCUCCAAGGAUUGGUGGAAUAAUUGGUGGAGAUUAUGACCGAUUUCCACUCUUUGGUGCAAUUGAUCCUACUGGACAAGCACACCCUCUUCUACAACAACCCCGAAGAUCUGGUAUGCGGCGUAAUUUUUCACCCAAUUGCGAUCUGGGAGGGUUCAAUAUCUGA